AAAGGAUCACUUUGCCAUUGGGUGUAUCAAGAAGGCAAAGGGCGAUUCCAUCCGUCAUAAGCAAGGAACGAGUUAAUCCUUUUUCGGAGAAUGGAGACAAUACGACAAUUUCCUUGGAUUCUGAUCUUGGUUUCUAUCACGUGCCAGCUCUGUCGGGCGGAUGUAGACACGGACACCCGGAACAAUGAGGAUGACGUCAUCCAGCUGAGCAUGGAGAACAACUCUGCUGCUUACAUCUACACCCAGAGCAAAGAGUCCGACAUGUUGGCCAUCGAAUAUCUCAAAAAGGAGCGCGGAAUUAAUAAAACGCUUGACAAGGCGUGGAGGGAGGCACUUGACGAACGACAAACCGACCCGCGACUGAGCAAGGCCCCAGUGCCCCGGGGGCUCAGAGAACAACACGUGGUUGCCAUAAUUGCCUACACGCUGGAGACCCCAUUGUAUAGCCAGUUCAAUACGGCGAUGAGGAUGUACGGAGCCAAUGACUCCGUCUACGCGGAGAAAUUUCCUUUCAAAAGUUUCCAGUAUCUUCUCUCCGUUGCCAUCCAGAGACUGAGAGAGGUCUUGGGUAAGACACCCCAGCCGACCUACAGAAGAAUGCGGAAAAAGUCCUCCGGUAAGGUGGGAUCACGAAUGAAAUUUGGCUAUUUUGCUUCGACCUCUUGCAAACAAGGGGAGGAGGAAUUCGGCAAGAAAACAAUAUUUACAAUUUUCUCUCAGUACGGUGCCCAGAUAGAAAAUUACUCGUCUAUCCCCGGUGAGGAAGAGGUUCUGAUUCCGCCAUAUGAAGCGUUCAAAAUCACGCGUUACCAACCGCGUACUGACGGAGUGGAUAUUUCUCUCGAAACGGACGGGGUGGCUGGGAUCCGGGUAAGGGUGGAGAGGGGCAGUGAAGGCGAGAUGAGGGUGCUGCGGUGUGAGGGGACGGCCAUUUUCCCAAUGACGUGGUUGUCCAUCCUGGCAUUGUUGGCUCACUUUUCGCUGCAAUGUGUGGGCGGAAUGCUCGUGUCUCCAGUUCGUGGUUCAGCUAAGAUUGCUAUAGCGUAUGGGGCUCGUCUUUCCCGGAACGGGGUGACACAAGUGCACACCGUUCUCCAAGGGCCGUUCCGGCAACGACUGAUACAAGUGGGACAUAAUGCCUCCAUCAGGCCAUUUACACGGCUGACCACUUUUCAACCUGAUCGGCUGGCACGUCACCCCGCCAGCCGUGUGCAGUCAAGAUGCGGUUUCUUCUCCGUGGGUGCUGCCUUUGCAUUCGGAAGCGCGGGCCGAUGUUUAGCUGCGUGUAUCACCCGGCUACUCCGGCUGUUUGUGAUCUCCGCUGUCUCUGCCUUUGUUGUCAGUGAGUCCCAGCGAAAUGCGGUGCCGCAGAGCUCCCGAGGAGGCAAACUUGCAUGCUCGGCCUCUAACCCCGAGUCCAACCACCGCUGGUCAGAGAGCGAGAUGUUCAAGCGUUUUUGGUUUGUGGUCACCCGGCAAGAUUUGAUUCAUAUCUUGGAGUGA
Messenger RNA from Mobula hypostoma (lesser devil ray), 1503 nucleotides. RefSeq lists its product as uncharacterized. Gene Ontology annotation, molecular function: NAD+ poly-ADP-ribosyltransferase activity; NAD+-protein-arginine ADP-ribosyltransferase activity. The coding region runs from base 91 to 1503 and encodes 470 amino acids. The transcript is spliced from 4 exons. NCBI's taxonomy places the organism in Eukaryota, Metazoa, Chordata, Chondrichthyes, Myliobatiformes, Myliobatidae. The record is from RefSeq and is a predicted model, not a curated record.